Messenger RNA from Juglans regia (Persian walnut), 802 nucleotides. Its product is annotated as 3-oxoacyl-[acyl-carrier-protein] synthase I, chloroplastic-like. Bases 1 to 597 code for a protein of 198 amino acids. NCBI's taxonomy places the organism in Eukaryota, Viridiplantae, Streptophyta, Magnoliopsida, Fagales, Juglandaceae. The record is from RefSeq and is a predicted model, not a curated record. The transcript has 6 exons. Gene Ontology annotation, biological process: fatty acid biosynthetic process. Gene Ontology annotation, molecular function: 3-oxoacyl-[acyl-carrier-protein] synthase activity.
AUGGCUGCAGAUGGACAGGACAAAAAUUGGAGUGCUAAUAGGAACAGGCCUCGGAGGCAUGAAAUCUUUCAGCAAUGGAGUGGAAGCUCUAAUCCACAAUGGAUAGAACAAAAUCCCGCCGUUUUUCGUUCCUUAGUCCAUCACCAACAUGAGUCUGCCCUGUUGGGAUUGGUGGGCGCAUGCCGGGCUCUUUCUCAUAGAAAUGAUGAACCCCAGAAAGCUUCCAGACCAAGAGACAAAGAUCGUGACGGUUUUGUUAUGGGAGAAGCAUCUGGAGUGCUGUGGGAUGGUAGUGUGAAAUAUAAAAUUUUCCUAUCUAAAUUGUCGGGGGAUAUUGCUGAGGUUAAUGCAAUCAUUGAUGUCUUUAAGGGCUCGCCGGAGAUAAAGAGGAACUGGACCAAGUCAUUGAUCGGACAUUGCAGACAUUGCCUUGGGGCUGCCAGUGGACUGGAGGCUAAUGCUAUAGCAACCAUAAAAGCAAUCACCACUGGCUGGUUGCAUCCAACUAUUGACCAAGAUAACUUGGAGCCUGAUGUCACAAUCGACACUGCCAAACGUGAAGAAAAGCACGUAAUGUUGCUCUCUCUCUCUCUCUAACUCAUUUGGCUUUGGCGGGCAAAAUUCGGUGGUUGUCUUUGCCCCCUUCACACCCUAAAUAAAGUUAACACUUUGUCUUUUCCCUUCAACUUUCAAUCAGUACGACAAUCAUAAUUUUGAGAUGUUGAAGUUGUGCUAAUCAUAAAGAAGGUGAUGUUAGUGUUGGAAUCAAGCAUGGUGUAAUGAUUCUUGAAGGCAAUGUUGC